Durusdinium trenchii is the source of this 642-nucleotide messenger RNA. The record is from the annotation of a GenBank genome assembly. NCBI's taxonomy places the organism in Eukaryota, Dinophyceae, Suessiales, Symbiodiniaceae.
AUGUUGCACUUCCCUAAAGGAAAGCUGAUGCAUGCUCGUGGGCCAUUGUUUUAUGCCUUGAUGGGAACCUUGCUGUAUUUUUGUUUUCAAACGCAAGACCAUGCCACUCAGCAAAAGAACGAUCGACCAUUUGCAGCACACCAGCACUUCAUGUAUUUCGGCUCAAGUGCCCAAACCUGCGGCCACCGCAGCCACCUGUCACGGAUAACCAUGGCGCGCGCCGUUCGGGGCCUUCUGUUAUUUGGUGGGUUGUAUCUUUGGCUGAGGAGCUUUGGUUCUGCCUUCACAGCCCCAGCCAGAAGAGGAUCUCCACGGUCACGGUGGACAGUCCUUCAUGCUGAGGGAGAUGAAGGUGCCAUGCUGGUGGAACACUUGCUGAAACCGGACGUGUUCCUUCUGGAUGUGCGAACUUUGGAUGAGUAUGCUGACGGUCACAUUGAUGGGAGCGCCAACAUUCCGCACACUCAGAUUGAGGCUAGGGCGAAGGAGCUUCCCGCAGAUACAUCGACGCCCGUGGUCGUCUACUGCGCAAAGGGCAUUCGUGCGCAGAUGGCCAAGCGAGACCUUGAAACAUUGGGCUAUACAAAUGUGGUGAAUGGUAUGACCUGGCUGCAAGUUCAAGAGACGAUGCAGCAGCUGUGA